This is a messenger RNA of Oryza brachyantha (malo sina), 1745 nucleotides long. Its product is annotated as UDP-glucuronate 4-epimerase 1-like. Bases 162 to 1508 code for a protein of 448 amino acids. NCBI's taxonomy places the organism in Eukaryota, Viridiplantae, Streptophyta, Magnoliopsida, Poales, Poaceae. The transcript has a single exon. The record is from RefSeq and is a predicted model, not a curated record.
CCCAAAAAAAACUAACUUUUUUCAAGAAUAAUCAGCAAGAACGUUUGCAAAGCAUCGAAAGAUUCGAUCCUUUUCGGCUCAGGAACCCGAAAGAUUUGAUCUUUUUGGAGCUCAAGGUUGGUUGAUGGUGCGUUUGGCUGCGUGAGAAGUGGAGGAGGAGGAUGCGGGUGGAGGUGGAGGAGGAAGAGGAGAUGUACCCGUCGACGCCGGGGAAGGUGAAGGUGGAGCGGUCGGGCGCGGCGGCGAUGAGCCGGCAGGUGCACCGGUGCUUCGCGUCGACGGGGACCAUGUUUCUGUGGGCGCUGCUCCUGGUGGCGAUGACGGCGACGUACCUGAGCUUCCGCUCGCUGGGCGACACCUCGUCGUCGCGGUACUUCCCGGCGUCGUGGGGCGGGCUGCACUGGGAGCGGCAGAUCAGGGCGUCGGCGUCGGCGCGGCGGCCGCCGGGGUCGGCGGAGGGCGCCGGGCUGUCCGUGCUGGUGACCGGCGCGGCGGGGUUCGUCGGCGCGCACUGCUCGCUCGCCCUCCGCAAGCGCGGCGACGGCGUCGUCGGCAUCGACAACUUCAACUCGUACUACGACCCGUCGCUGAAGAAGGCCCGGCGCGCGCUGCUGGGGUCCCACGGCGUGUUCGUCGUCGACGGCGACAUCAACGACGGCCGCCUCCUCGCCAAGCUGUUCGACGUCGUCCCCUUCACCCACGUGCUCCACCUCGCCGCGCAGGCCGGCGUCCGCUACGCCAUGGAGAACCCCUCCUCCUACGUCCACUCCAACGUCGCCGGCCUCGUCUCCCUCCUCGAGGCCAGCAAGGACGCCGACCCGCAGCCGGCCGUCGUCUGGGCCUCCUCCUCCUCCGUCUACGGCCUCAACGACCGCGUCCCCUUCUCCGAGGCGCACCGCACCGACAAGCCGGCGUCGCUCUACGCCGCCACCAAGAAGGCCGGCGAGGAGAUCACCCACAGCUACAACCACAUCUACGGCCUCUCCGUCACCGGCCUCCGCUUCUUCACCGUCUACGGCCCAUGGGGCCGCCCCGACAUGGCCUACUUCUCCUUCACCCGCAACAUCCUCCAGGGCAAGCCGAUCACCGUCUACCGCGGCCGCGACCACGCCGACCUCGCCCGCGACUUCACCUACAUCGACGACAUCGUGCGCGGCUGCCUGGCGGCGCUCGACACGGCGGGGCCGAGCACCGGCACCGGCGGCAAGAAGCGCGGCCCGGCGCCGUACAGGGUGUUCAACCUCGGCAACACCUCGCCGGUGACGGUGCAGGCGCUGGUGGCCAUCCUGGAGAGGUGCCUGAUGGCGAAGGCCAAGAAGCACGUCGUGGAGAUGCCCGGCAAUGGCGACGUGCCCUUCACCCACGCCAACAUCAGCCUCGCCAGGGAGGAGCUCGGGUACAAGCCGACGACGAGCCUCGACAUGGGGCUCAAGAAGUUCGUCAGGUGGUACCUCUCCUACUACGGCUACAACAGAGGCACGCACGCCUUCAGGAACCACUUGUCAUGAUAUGUUCAUCUCAUGAUGAUUAUACUGCUUUAGUACUUAGCAUUAGCAAACAUAGUACAACAAAUAUGUAUAUCUAUAUGUCUGUAUGUAUGUAAAUUUUGAUCUUUUUGUUUUGUUUUUUGGAAUGGAAGGAGGAAUUGAUUUUUUUUUUUUAAUUUUGUUGGUGGUGAGAAACUGAUAAUAGGAUGGAGGGUGGGUGCUGUUUUUUCUCACUCUUGAGCCUCAACUUUUUCACUU